Molecule: messenger RNA, 1673 nt
Organism: Lotus japonicus
Lineage: Eukaryota; Viridiplantae; Streptophyta; Magnoliopsida; Fabales; Fabaceae
Product: transcription factor TCP15-like
Exons: 1
Coding region: 205-1359 (384 amino acids)
Cellular component (GO): nucleus
Molecular function (GO): DNA-binding transcription factor activity; sequence-specific DNA binding
Source: RefSeq, a predicted model, not a curated record
UAUCACCCCUUCUCUUUCUUAAAUUGACUCAAAUCAAAUCAUUUCCCCUCUACAAAGAAAGAAAACAAAUAACCCUAGACUCACACACACAUCUCCUCCUCCAAAUAUAGAAAAUUAAACCAAUAACUCACCGAUCACACUCUGUCUCAUAAAACCAACCAUCACUCUCUCACACACAAACAAACACACACACACACAUGCGAUAUGGAAGGAGGUGAUGAUUUCCACCACCACUUCCAUCACCACCACCACCACCGACAAAACUUCCCACUCCAACUCCUUGAGAAGAAAGAGGAUCAAGAAGCCGCAUCUUGCUCCCCCUCAUCACCUUCAUCACUAGCCAUCAUCUCCCCCGAACCUGCCACCACUUCAAACCAACUCGCCGCCGCCGAGGCGGAACCCUCCAACAGCAAAAAGCCUCCGCCCAAGAGAGCCACCACCAAAGACCGGCACACAAAGGUAGACGGCCGCGGCCGCCGCAUCCGUAUGCCGGCCCUCUGCGCUGCCAGGGUCUUCCAGCUCACCCGGGAGCUCGGCCACAAGUCCGACGGUGAAACCAUCGAGUGGCUCCUCCAGCAGGCUGAGCCCUCGGUAAUCGCCGCCACUGGAACCGGCACCAUCCCCGCAAACUUCACAUCCCUCAACAUAUCCCUAAGAAGCUCAGGCUCAUCCAUGUCCGUCCCCUCCCACCUCCGAUCCUCCUACUUCAGCCCUAACUUCUCCCUCCCGCAGCGUCGGCCGACCUUCUUCGAAAACACUUCCACCACCACCGCCGCUGCUGCAUCCACCACAACCUUUCUCAAUUUCCAACCCAACAGCCUGAACAACAUGUUUCAAGCCAAGCAUGAAGGGCUAGAUUUAUCCGAGAAACCGAGACACGGCGCCGAGCAAGACUUGUUAUCACCAUCUUCAUCUUCAUCCUCAUCCUCAUCCCAGCAGCAGCAGCAUCAAGUAGGAAGCUACUUUCUCCAAUCAAGCAGCGUCGGGACGAUUCCGGCGAGCCACGCACAGAUUCCAGCUAGUAUAUGGAUGCUGGCGAAUUCUAAUAACAACCAAGGUAUGAGUGGUGGUGAUUGGGUUAACAAUAGUGGUUUGUAUAGAGGAGCUUUGCAAAGUGGAUUGCAUUUCAUGAAUUUUCCAACACACAUGGCCUUGUUACCUGGUCAACAAUUAGGGAGUGGAAUUGGUGGAACUGGGAAUGUAAAUGAAGGACAUGUGAGCAUGCUGGCAGGGCUGAACCCUUACCGGCCGGUGAUCGGCGUCUCCGAGUCUCAGGCGAGUGGAUCACAAUCACAUCACGAUGGCGGCGGUGAGGACGAUCCUCGUGAGAACAACAAUCAUCAUCAUCAUCACUCAUAGAUGAGUUCUUCUUGUUGAUCUUAUAGUAGUUUGAUGGGUUAGUUAACUCAACGUGAGAGGUUUGAUUGCCCUGCAGAGAAAUUGAGUUUUGUUUAAUGUUUAUUUUAAAAGAAUAAUUUAUUUCUUUUUUUGUGUGAUUAAUUAAUGUUUUGGAAGAGGUGCGUGCAUGAUGGAAGAACAGGUGGGGAAGGUUUUUUAGGGUUUCUGAGAGAUGAUGAUACUGUUUAACAGUUGGGUUUUUUGCUGGAGUUUUUUUUUGUAAGGAAAAAAAAAGUUUCCUUUGAUUUAUUUCAUUACACGAUAUCUUAUCAUCA